AUGGAAAUCGACGGGUUAGCCAAAGACCUUUACAAUUAUUCUUUUAUCAGGGAAAAAUUAAAUGUACUCGUUGAAGAACGAAAGACGCUUACCGAAACGGCUCUCGAUUGGAAGAAGGGCAAGAAUUUUAUGGAAGAAUGUCGUAGGGUUUUGACGGAGCUGGAAGAAGAAAGGAAAGGGCACGCAGAACAGCUGCGCCAAAUUAACCAGGAUAUCAACCUACUAGAAGAUAUUAUGAAAAGUAUGCAAACAACAGCCAACACCAAUAAAGCAGAUCUCUGCGUAAAAGCUGAAUAUUUACAGCGAACUAUGCAAAUGAUCAACCAACUGAUUGGGAACACAGGAGACGCCGAUUUGCUCCCACUAACUAUGGAAGAAGAUAAAAAUACUGAACUCAAACAAUUUCUAAAACCCCUGAAUCUACCUCUCAUGCCUCCACAAAUUAUCCCCGGUGGCCUGUUUCCACCAUUUCCCAUUCGGUUCCCGAUCAAUUUUCCGCCGCCAGCCUUGAUGACGAACCAUGAGAUUACACAAGAGAAUGAUCAUACUUGGACAUUAAUUCCUACCCAUCACCUAAACCAUAAAGUUACAAGGAUCACAUCUUUUGGCCAAUUCUCAAUACCUGACUAUGGGCAUCUCGGUCGACAUUUACCGAACGAUACUUUGUCCAUAUUAGCUUUGACAUGGAAUUUAAAUGAGAAGCAAGCGCCGAUCCUUGAUACUAUGACCAAAUUUUUCGCCUUUCGUCGUAAUGAUGGCCUAGAAGACAUUAUUGCAGUUGGACUGCAAGAAAUACGUCCCCAGAUACGAACGUUCCACGAGCUCGCAUUGGAACGAUUCUCUUCUGUUUUAAUUCCAACUCAUCAUGUAUAUUUCUCGGUUCGAUUUUGGAGUCAAAUGAUGAUGAUUGCUAUUAAAAAGGAACAUAUUCCUUACGCGCUUGAUUUCCCUGAUGCUCAAUUUAUUCCCUCUAAUGCUGUUGCGAAACCGGUGCGCACAAAAGGGUCUAUUGGUGUGGCCUUUAAAAUUUAUCAAAGAACUAUUGUGUUAGUGUCCAGCCAUUUCUCUCACGGUUCAAUUUCCCAGCGUUGGGCCGAUUACAACAAAGCUGUCCGGAAAUUCAAUUUUCGAACAAUUUCCCUGCAGAACAAAGGCAACGGAUCGCUAUUAAAUGCUGAUGCCGUCGUCUGGAUGGGCGAUUUGAAUUUUCGAGUACCUGGUGGAACAUCCAUGAUCCCACACCCAAACCGAACGGUCGCUUUUGGGGUCGACAUCCGCAACUAUCUCUCCAAAGACGAGUUGCUCGUCUACAAAUCGCGAGCCAUCGUCUUCGGCGGAUUCAGGGAGGCUGAAAUCACAUUUCCACCUACUUACAAACUGGAUCGUAUUCUUUGCUUUUCCUCCGAUCCACUUGUCAUCGAGCCGUUCGAAUACGAUUCUGCCGAUUGCCUAGUGGAUUCUGAUCAUCGCUACGUGUACGGCACGUUUCGGUUGUUAGUCCUGAAGAAACAAUAUAGGCGCGGCGAAUCGGAGCAAUUGCAACGGGCUCGCAGCACUCCACAUAUAACGCACGAAUUGGCGGAAAAGAAUCUCGGGAACGGGAUAGAGUCGACCCAAUAUUCGCUACAGUUACUGUUGAAUCCAGCAACAUCGAGGAGUGCGGGUGUGGUAAUGCAGCCUAUCGAUGAGCCCGAACAAAGCAAGCCGGGGUCUGCACAAUCUGGACCAGGCCAUGCAAAUGAGGGACACCAGCUUCCACCGAUCAUCGUUCAACCCACCGACCCCUAUGCCACCGACAGCAUCGAAAAACGUCGUAAAAGUCUCGAAAAUCGUCGUCACUCAAUCCCACACGUCACCACAAUUUCCGGGGCAACCCGCCCAAAGGGAAAUGAUCAAAAACAGCAG
Messenger RNA from Mesorhabditis spiculigera, 1905 nucleotides. Lineage: Eukaryota; Metazoa; Nematoda; Chromadorea; Rhabditida; Rhabditidae. The record is from the annotation of a GenBank genome assembly.